CAAGUACGCCUGUUUGUACAAGUACCAGUUUUUGGCUUCUCAGAGUGACAGACCGUCGAGCAGCGGAGACAGACGUGCCUUCGAGGCCCUCGUCAGACCCUCGUUCGAAGGUACAACUGGUUCCCCCUCAAAACACGAACACGCUCAUCCUCAAAUAGAUUGUGCUGUGGUUUCCAAAAGUCCGUAUUCAGAAUCAAUGGACAAGGUUUUGGGCGUCUCCCCCAUCGACUAUUUCAAUCUGAUUACUGACGUCUCAGACGACAGCUCAAAACUGCUCAAUUUCAUCUAUGCUGAAUAUAGUGACUCGUUGUGCAGCAACAUCAUAAGUGCGGUCGGGUAUGGAGAAGGCAACGUGAUGUACCGAGGGAGAGUUAGUCUGGAGAGGCCGUUUCUUUUACCGGUCAAUAUGGCCAGAGAUUUCUACAUCAUUCCUUAUGACAGAUUCCGGGCUUUAAUGAACUUCCGUUGGUUCAAGGAGGAAUUUCUCUGUCGAGACCAACCAUGGAUGUGCAAUAAUGAACAAACUAACAACGACGGUGACAGUGACAGUGACAGUGACAGUGACUCAUCUGAAGAAACAGACAGAUAACAGCUCAUUUAAAAUCAACAAGCUACUAACAAAGAUGCCAUAAAACACGACAAUGCUCAUUUAAAAUCAACAAGCUACUAACAAAGAUGGCAUGAAACACGAUGAUGCUCAUUUAAUAAAACUUGAAAACAGCCGACUAAAAUGUUACUUAUUACAAAAGCAGUGAAUUACACUUCAAAGAAAUGUGCAUGAGUGCUGUUAUUGUGGCUAUGAGGCAAGGUUGAUUUGUCUCGGCCAUCUAAGCGAUGCUGAAAGCGGAAUUUUUUGGCAAAUAAAUCUCUUUGCCAAUUUUCGGCAGUUUGUUAAAGAGAAAAACCUGCGAUUUAUUUCUAG
Symsagittifera roscoffensis is the source of this 922-nucleotide messenger RNA. RefSeq lists its product as uncharacterized. The record is from RefSeq and is a predicted model, not a curated record. Lineage: Eukaryota; Metazoa; Xenacoelomorpha; Acoela; Convolutidae.